Ustilaginoidea virens is the source of this 1593-nucleotide messenger RNA. RefSeq lists its product as uncharacterized. The transcript has 2 exons. The record is from RefSeq and is a predicted model, not a curated record. Bases 1 to 1593 code for a protein of 530 amino acids. Lineage: Eukaryota; Fungi; Ascomycota; Sordariomycetes; Hypocreales; Clavicipitaceae.
AUGCCCCUGUUCAGUAAGAAGAAGGAUGACGACGACGGCCGGGAUCAACGGGCAUCUAUUGAUGAACAUGAACAUGACCAAGCACCUCCUGAUGAGCACACUCGGUUGCUUCCGAACCGCCUUGAUUCUAGUAGAGAUUCCAAUAGAGUACUCCUCACGCCAGAUGAUCCCGCCGUGACUCCGUACAAUCUGUGGAGCAUCCGCAUCUUGCGAUACUUGACAUUGUUCUUUACCAUCAUCACGUUCGCGUGGUGGGUGCUUCUUCUCGUGUCGUCUUUUGCGACACCUCCAGGCCUACACACCAGAGGAGGUGUCUUUCUUGCCUUGGGUUUUGCCACCUUGACCCUUGCCAACAUGGGGUUUAUCGUCAUCUUUUUUGGCGUGCCCGCCAAAGCCGUCCGAGUCCUGUCCUUCAUAAUGGCUUUCUUGCUGCUUCUUGACGUGAUUAUCCUUCUGGCAGUCCGACAAACACGAUACGAGGAAGGCUGGGUUGGCAUAUCCAGCGCGGUUUGGGCUCUUCUCAUGAGUCUUUGGGCCCUACUCACGGAUCGAAUGGUCAAAUGGGGCAAGGAGGAGGAAGAGGAGAGGCUGACUGGUCGUGCUGAGACGAGGCGAACACUAACCGAGUGGAGUGCGGUAAUGGUGUCGACCAUUGCCUACAUCGUCAUGGUGAUUGCUGUGCUUCUCAUCACCCUCUCAAUCGUUAUUCGUGCCCUAGAUGCCAAUUUUGCCGCACCUGGCAAAACGUACGGCGUUGACGGGGACAAGUACCGUAUCCACCUCUAUUGUAGCGGAAACAAGACGGACGCCGCGGGACGAGACGUGCCAACUGUGCUGCUGGAAGGAGGUGAGCGGCCCGUCGAGCAGGGGCUGUGGAGCUUGGCCGAAAACGCCGUUAAAAACGGCUCCAUUUCUCGAUACUGCUUCGCGGAUCGCCCCGGAAUCGCAUGGUCCGACACUGCUCCUUCGCCUCUUUCUGCCGGCUUCGCUGUCGAUGUUCUCAGUGAAGCUCUGGCCAAGUCGGGUGAAGAUGGACCCUGGGUCCUGGUGAGCGCUGGAAUCGGCUCACUCUAUUCCAGAGUCUUUUCGUCCCGCCACGGUGAUGCCAUCAAGGGUAUCUUGCUCAUUGAUCCACUUCACGAAGAUCUGCUUGGCUCACGGGGUUCUUCUGCCCGAGGUUUCCUUUUAUGGGUGCGCGGCGUCAUCUCACCACUUGGUCUAGACCGCCUCCCGGGAGCCAUUUUCAGAGGAAGAAACUCGGCGGAUCGCACGUACGGUCGGUCUGUUCAACAAAACAGCAAGUUUAUCUACGCCCAACUCCAAGAAAACCUGGUUCUUCAGUCCUUUACAAAGCGAGAUGUCCAGACCAGUCGACAGAUUCAGGACAAGAACACCCCCUUGGUAGUAGUCAGUUCAGGAAGGGAGAUCAAGAGAAGCAAAGAGUGGGAGGAAAAGCAGAGAGAUUUGACAACGUUGACCGAGAACUUGAAGGAAUGGGAUAUUGUAAACGGUGCACCGCAUCGUGUUUGGGAAGUUUCGGAAGGAAGACAGCAGAUCGAAGAGCGAUUGAAGCGGCUCGUGAGAGGGGAUUAA